GCGCAAAUGUUUUAACAGAAAAUCUAGGUCUGAUGCAGGUACCAAUUGACAUGUCAAACUAGUCUGUUUACCAACUUCCAAGUGCCACAGUUUAUUUAAGCUUUAUUAUUAAAAUUAAGGUCAAAAUUAUUUCCCACACAGUCAAUCACCAAGCAGUCAAGAUUUCAGUUAAAAAAAUCAAAUUCAAAUCCAUUGAAGUGGAUCCCAGCAACACGGAGCUCUCGACGCUGAACAAGGUAUAUCCCAUAAGCCCUGUAACAGGGCCGGGAUCAGCAAGAUCUGUAUGGGAAUUAAGUCCCGAUCCCGACAUGGUCGGGAAUUUGCCAAACAAUUUAAUAACAGCCUCAUCAUUAAACAAUCAGGAUCAAUCGAAAAAUUCACGUACUCGACGACGAAAUGGUCCUGAUGAUAAUAUUUAUGCCGAUGAAGCAACACCUGGUCAAACACCAUCGGAUGAAGCGAAACUUCUCUUUGAACUUCUCAGAGCGGGUGAAUUACAAACGGUUGAAGAAUUGGUAGAAAAAAAUGGAUCGUGUAUCCUCAGUGCAAGAGAUGAAUGGGGAUAUACACCAGCUCAUUGGGCAGCAUUAGAUGGAAAUGUUGAGGUGAUGAGAUAUAUUAUUGAGAAAAAUGGUCCAGUUGAUUUGUCAUGUCUUGGAACUCAAGGACCAAAACCAAUUCAUUGGGCAUGUCGUAAAGGUCACAGUGCCAUUGUUCAGCUUCUUUUAAAGGCGGGUGUUGCUGUAAAUACAGCAGAUUUCAAGGGUCUGACACCAUUGAUGACAGCAUGUAUGUUUGGCAAAUAUGCAACAGCAGCAUAUCUCUUGGGUUGUGAUGCAUCAGGUUAUUUAAUGGAUAUAAAUGGUGAUACAGCAUUACAUUGGGCGGCUUAUAAGGGUCAUCCGGAAAUAAUUAAACUUCUCAUGUAUAGUGGAGUUGAUCUUGAGAAACCCGAUCAUUUUGGCUCAACACCCGUACAUUUGGCAUGUCUCUCGGGUAAUGUGAAUUGUGUGAAAAUUCUCUGUGAAAAGAGUAAAAUUGAAUUGGAACCACGUGAUAAAAAUGGAAAAACACCAUUGCAAUUGGCCAAAAGUCAUAAUCAUACUGAAAUUGUUCAAAUUCUACAAGCUGAGCAGAGAAGACGCGCCAGAUGGAUACCACCAAUCAAUGAACUCUGGGCAUUGCUGUUUGGCGGUGCAGGAAAUAGUAAAGGACCUCUACUUUUAUUCAUGGGUUCAGUUAUUUUUUGGGGCUAUCCCAUGUAUUUCUUCAAAUGUAUUCCAUUAACGUGGAAUCUUCUACGAGGCAGCCACUACUGCUUUACUUAUUGGAAUAUCGUUAUGUGGAUAUCUUGGAUUAUUGCUAAUAGAAAAGAUCCUGGAUAUGUGCCACAAAAUAGUGACGCCUACUACAGAGUGAUAAGACAAAUUCCGUACUUUGACAAAUGGAAAAAGAGGAAUGUUAUUCUAUCAAAACUUUGUCACAGUUGCCGAUGCUUUAGACCGCUUAGAGCCAAGCACUGCCGAAUUUGCAAUCGUUGCGUCACUUAUUUUGAUCAUCAUUGUCCAUUUAUUUACAAUUGCAUUGGAUUAAGAAACAGAAUUUGGUUCUUUUUCUUCGUGAUGAGCGUGGCCAUUAAUUGCUCAUUCACCGUUUAUUUUGCCUGCUAUUGUAUGGCAAUCGAGGGAAUUCAUUUGCUUUACAUUUUAGGCCUAAUAGAAGCACUCGUUUUUUGUGGACUCGGUUGGAUUUUAACCUGUACUUUGGUCCUUCAUGCCUGCAUGAAUUUAACAACGAAUGAAAUGUUCAAUUACAAACGCUAUCCAUAUUUAAGGGACAAAAAAGGACGAUAUUGGAAUCCUUUUAGCAGAGGUCCAGUUUUGAAUUUCAUCGAAUUUUUCCUCUGUCCGUCCGAUCAAUACGCAUACAACCCCCAAAAUUAUCAUAUAUUCUCUGAUGAAGUAAUGUAGACAAUUUAAUAAUAUGGCCUUUGAGCAUAUAUUUUUUUUUUCGUUUUCCAAUGAUGAACAAAAUAUAUAUUCCACUCUUCGCACAGUCAUGAUGUUCAAAAUAAUACUGCGGCACAAAAAAAAACACUUAACGCUUAAAAACAAAAAC
Molecule: messenger RNA, 2118 nt
Organism: Leptopilina boulardi
Lineage: Eukaryota; Metazoa; Arthropoda; Insecta; Hymenoptera; Figitidae
Gene: Patsas
Exons: 9
Coding region: 309-1970 (553 amino acids)
Biological process (GO): protein palmitoylation
Cellular component (GO): Golgi membrane
Molecular function (GO): palmitoyltransferase activity; protein binding
Source: RefSeq, a predicted model, not a curated record